This is a messenger RNA of Oppiella nova, 295 nucleotides long. The record is from the annotation of a GenBank genome assembly. NCBI's taxonomy places the organism in Eukaryota, Metazoa, Arthropoda, Arachnida, Sarcoptiformes, Oppiidae.
CACCACUUGACACAUACGGGCGAAAAGCCGUUUGAGUGCGAGACCUGCGGACAGCGGUUCGCCCGCCGCCACAAUCUCGCGCAACACGCGCUCAAACACAGCGGCGAACGACCGUUUCGGUGUUGCGAGUGUUCCGAAGCCUUCAGAAGUCGACAAACGCUGAGAAGUCACGCGCGAAGAAUGCAUUCGACGGCGGAAUGAAUCUCGGCUUCCCAUUGGUUGACAAUAAAUAGCAGUAAAAACAUAAGAAAAGAGUUUUAUUCGUAAAAAAGUGCAAAAAAUAAAUAAUUUAAAG